AUGGUCGAAUUAAAGAAUCCUAAUUUGGUCAGAUCAGGACCAUUUGUAAAUGGUGAAUGGAUUAAAUCCAAAUCUUCCAAGACUUUUAAAGUCUUCGAUCCAGCUACUGAAGAAUUGAUUAUUGAAUUACCUGAUCAAACUCCAGAAGAAAUUGAAUAUGCCUUUGAAGUCAGUCAACAAGCAUUUGAUAAAUUGAAACAUACUUCUCCAUAUCAAAGAUCAAUUUGGUUAAGAAAUUUAUACAAUUUAAUGAUUGAAAAUCUUGAUGAUUUAGCUAAAAUUCUUACUUGGGAAAAUGGUAAAUGUCUUGCUGAUGCAAUUGGAGAAAUAAAAUAUGCUGCUUCUUACUUUGAAUGGUUUGCUGAAGAAGCAAAAAGAAUUUAUGGUCACACCAUACAACCUGCUAAUCAUAAUAAUAAAGUUAUGACUUAUAAACAACCAGUAGGAGUUGUUGGAUUACUUUGUCCAUUUAAUUUCCCUUCUGCUAUGGGAGCUAGAAAAUUGGCUCCUGCUUUUGCAGCUGGGUGUACUACUAUUUUAAAACCAGAUUUCCAAACUCCUUUAAGUUCUUUAGCAUUAGGUUAUUUAGCUCAUGAAGCUGGAUUUCCUCCAGGAACUUUUAAUGUUGUGUUAGUUAGUCAAGCUUCAACUCCAGAAAUUGGAUUGAGGUUCUGUGAAUCUCCAAUAAUAAAAAAGAUUAGUUUCACAGGUUCUACCCCAGUAGGUAAAUUAUUAAUGAAACAAUCAUCAUCCACAUUAAAGAAAUUAUCAAUGGAAUUAGGAGGAAAUGCUCCAGUCAUUAUUUUCGAUGAUGCUAAACUUGAUUGGGCUGUUGAACAAUCAAUUGCUUCUAAAUUUAGAUCAUUGGGUCAAACAUGUGUUUGUGCUAAUCGUAUUUAUGUUCAAUCAGGAAUUUAUGAAAAAUUCUGUACUAAAUUCGCUGAAAAGGUUAAAUCUUUUAAAAUUGGAAAUGGGUUUGAACCAGGUGUGACUCAUGCAUGUUUAAUCAAUGGCAGAGCUAUUGAGAAGGUUGAAUCACAUUUUAAGGAUGCUGUUGAUAAAGGGGCUAAAGUAUUGAUCGAAGGUGGUAAAUUACCUCAUUUAGGUAAGAACUUUUACGCCCCUUCUGUCAUAUGUGAUGUGACUAAUGAUAUGAAAGUUGUUAGUGAAGAAACUUUUGGUCCUUUAGGAGCUAUAAUUAAAUUCGACAAUAAGGAACAAGUGUUAGGUUGGUGUAAUGAUACUCCAUAUGGUUUAGCAUCAUAUGUCUUUUCAGAAAACUUGAAUAAUAUCUGGUACAUGUCUGAAUAUUUGGAAUCAGGUAUGGUUGCAGUUAACACCGGGAUUUUUACCGAUGCUGCUAUGCCAUUUGGUGGAGUUAAAGAAUCUGGUUUUGGUAGAGAAGGUUCAUUAUACGGUAUUGAUGAUUAUACUGUUGUUAAAUCUAUAACUUUGGGUAAUAUUUACCAUUAUGAUUAA
Molecule: messenger RNA, 1479 nt
Organism: Scheffersomyces amazonensis
Lineage: Eukaryota; Fungi; Ascomycota; Pichiomycetes; Serinales; Debaryomycetaceae
Product: succinate-semialdehyde dehydrogenase (NAD(P)(+))
Exons: 1
Coding region: 1-1479 (492 amino acids)
Biological process (GO): GABA catabolic process
Cellular component (GO): cytoplasm
Molecular function (GO): succinate-semialdehyde dehydrogenase (NAD+) activity
Source: RefSeq, a predicted model, not a curated record